UCAUCAUCGGAAUAGGGCAUUCCGGUUCACUUCUUUCCCCUCGACGGCGAUCUUCGGUUUGCCAUGUCCAAGUAUCCUUGAUCCAUUUUUUCAGUAAAGAAAUCCCUUGGACAUCACUCCCACCUCUGAUAUCAGUGACUGUGUGCAAAAAUACAUCGUUCCGAGUCUCGUGAUAAUCAUAUCAUGGAUUCACCUACGGAAUCGCGCCGUCCGAGAGGUAGAGACCUAAGGAUCAAAACCGAGCCAGAACAACUUGGGGGGAGCGAUUCUUCACCUUCCGGGGCAAGUUUGAAAGAAGCGACAGUGAAGGGGAAACAGGAAAAGAAGCGGUUCGAGUUCAAGCUACCUUCCAGCCUGCAAUGGAUUCCGGCCAAUUGGAGCUGGCCCAAAAUCAAGCCCGUAAUUCGAUGUGCAAUCGCCGCAUGGCUAUCAGCCGUUCUGUUCGUUAUUCCGGCAGUGGAAAGGUUCAUGGGACAAGCCAACUUUCUCAUCCUCAUCUCUGCUUUCAUGUCGCCUCCAAGUGACCCAUUCAUGGCUGUCCUCGAGAGGGAGAUUCUCAUCAUCAGUUUAGUAUCAGUAUCCUGGGCGUGGUCAUGUCUUGGUAUCAAGCUAGCAAGUUUGGCUCGCACAAACAACGUUCCAAAUGCUACUUUUGCAAGCGCAGUUACAGGGCAAUAUAUUGAAGCUGCCCCCACUGUCAUCAUUGGUGUUUUUAUCUUCUUGGGCAGCGUGUUCUUCCUCUAUAUCCGUGUGCGUCAAGGUCCAGGCCCGUAUCUCUUUGCAUGCAUCCUCUCCUGCAUAUGCCUUGAUAUCACCUUGACUACCAACGUUUUGUUCCCGUACCCAUAUUACCGAAUUGGCCAAGCCGUCCUUAUUCCAUUAGGCUUCCACUCUUGUAUUGCACUGCUCACAUCCAUCGUCGUGUUUCCACAGACAGUAUCCGCGCAGUUCACAUCCCGCCUGCAAGCAGUCCUUGGCCCAUUGAUAAAGUCCCUGGAACUUCACCGUUCGCUCAAGGAUAUCCCUGCCAAUUCCCCAGAGUUCGCGUCUGCGGCCGAGUCUAUCAAAGCAGCUGUCAAGCAAGCUGAAGGUGGUCUCAUUCCCCUCGCCAUCUCUGGUCGUCUUCUCCCUAGUGAUCUUAUCUAUGCUCGGUUUGCUCCCACCGAUUUCAAGGCCUUGCAAGCCAUCGCGAGACGGAUGGCUGUCCGAGCUAACGGACUUACCAUCUACUUCUCUAUAAUCGAACCAAUGCGAGAAAGGUUUCCUGUGACGCCAGCCCCAUCACGGCCUGGUACUCCUGGCACUACAACUCCCGUGCGCGCAUCCAGACAGUCGUCUCUUGAACGCGAUGGUGGUGAUACAGAUACGGAGGAUGGUGCGGAGCCGAUUACAGAACCCGGAACACCCACAGGGUCUGUAUUCACCAGUCGACGAAGCCGCGGACCGAGCAGAACGCACUCUCGUUCCCGUUCCCACCAUCACCACGGCUUCCAUAACUUGCUGCGCGAUUCGCUUCUGCAUCUUACAUUACCUAAGGUGCACAAGAAUGAGCAGGCUGUAGGGGUCUUCGAGUCUCACAGGUACAUGGAUCUGGAAGCGACAUUCUUUCAUGAUCCUGAAGUUGAAGCCUACACCCAACGAACGACUGAGCUGCUUUUGAAUAGUGCUGAUGGGCUCCUCGAUGAGUGUCGAAAAGCCGUGACAGCGGUGUCUGAUUGGCUAGGAACUGUGCGAGGAGGUCGACUGACAUUUUGGGUUAGCAGAAGCGAGAAGAAACGAAAGAGAGAGGGAAAACUCGAGGAGCUUCAACAACUGAGGGAUUCGUUGAGUGCGUGUCUGGAACUGUACCGAUCGAAAAAAAGGCAUGCCGUUUUGGAGCCGUUCCGUCCUGCCUUUGAAGGCAGCGGGGAGCAAGAGGUCCCUUCGCAUCGAUACCUGUUCCACUGUUACGUAUAUCAGUAUCAUCUAAUGCGGUUCUCAACACAGGUGAUAGAAACGCUCGACGAAAUUAUUCGCCUCGAAAAGGCACGCCCCGAAAAUCGUAUCUGGACACCCGUUCAGAAAUACUUUAGCUGGAGCAACUGGAACUUGUCCGACGUCCAUGACGACGAAGAAGAUCCCGAAACCGUGCAAGGAUUGGAGCCGGCUGUCUUGGAUGACCUAGGUAUAGCUCGAAAGCGAGAUCCCGAUAGACUCCCGCCUCAUAAUGCGUUUGAAUGGGUAAUGAAUAAGAUAUAUGGGUUUGUAACGGGUCUAGGAGGUGGUAAUGUACUUUACGCUAUCAAGGCCGGGAUUUUUACGAUUAUCUUAUGUUUACCGAUAUUCAUAAGUUCUUCCGCACAAUUUGCUUAUACUAACCGAUUCGUCUGGGGGGUUAUCAUGGGACAGCUAACACUGGCACGCUUCAGAGGAGAUACUACUUUUGGUCUGGUUGCGCGUAUCUUCAGUACUUUCUUUGGUGGUCUAGCCGGUGCCGUUAUCUGGUACAUAUCGACCGGUAACGGCCAUGGUAAUGCCUAUGGGCUAGCCGCGGUGUUAGGAGUUUGUUUCCCAUUCUUUUUCUACGCAAGGUUGUAUUGGCCCGUCCCGCCGAUGACGAUUAUCAUCUUCUGCGUUACCACGAUGUUGGUUGUCGGAUAUUCAUACCAAGAUACAGUUAUUAUACUCCCUGCCAAUCCCGGGUAUGGUAUUGAUGUUGCAUGGCGCCGGUUUGUGCUUGUUACAGCAGGUGUUACUGCCGCUUUCUUGUUUUCCUUCCUUCCCCCAUCAACAACCAUCCGCCGGUACCAGCGGACGACACUGGCGACUACUUCUUCGGAACUCGGAGCUAUCUAUUGCUCCAUAGUUUCCUACGCUAGUACACGGAGAGAUGCAGAGAGCCAGCAGGUUAUAACGAGCCUGAUUGCUAUCCGAAGCAAGUUAAACAGAUCAGCUGUUCUAAGGACAAAUGUUAUUUAUGAAUUUUCAUUACGAGGCAGGUGGCCGGCGCAAAGAUACCACAAGAUUCUGGAGCUACAGUUACAAGCUGCUUAUUACCUAUCGCAUCUCACGUCGGUCAUUUCACAUAUGGACCCUGCCUGGGCGCGAGCGUUCUUGGCUCGGACACGGUUUUUGGACCCUAAUUUUCAAGGAGACAUGCUAGCCGUUAUCAGCAUGAUAGCUACGUCGCUUCGUACUGGAGAGCCCUUGCCUCAGAUUACGCCUUGUCCGUUACUGGAUCGGUUCAUGUUGAAGUUCCAUGGUUUCAGUGUAAUACACAAAGAAGCUGAGGAGGACUUUGGUUUGCCGAGGUCGCUCACCAUGGAGACACUGGAAAACGAGCAGUACUUGAUGUUUUCGGUGGGGGUGUCGACGGCGUUUAGCAUUGUGUCGAGGCUGGACAGAUUGAUGGUAGCCGUGAAAGAAAUUGUGGGAGAGCAAUAUCAUGUUCAUGGUGUAAGCGCGGCACCUACGAGAUCGGGUGUCGAGAUGGGAUCAAGGACUAACACGCUGCAAUUGAGAUUGCCGGUGUGAAAUUGUAAUCCUUUUAACAUAUUUUAUUAAUUUAUACAUACUGCUCAUCAAGAGCGUCAAUCGUGUUGCGCCUGCCCGUAUUGAUCGAUUGUCAUUAUGUAAUUGGGAUGACCUGACUUAAAUCUAAUCGUAUGAUGGGAAUUCGACA
This is a messenger RNA of Desarmillaria tabescens, 3661 nucleotides long. RefSeq lists its product as uncharacterized. The transcript has 17 exons. Lineage: Eukaryota; Fungi; Basidiomycota; Agaricomycetes; Agaricales; Physalacriaceae. The record is from RefSeq and is a predicted model, not a curated record. The coding region runs from base 184 to 3513 and encodes 1109 amino acids.